This is a messenger RNA of Polyodon spathula (Mississippi paddlefish), 9810 nucleotides long. Its product is annotated as chromodomain-helicase-DNA-binding protein 6-like. Lineage: Eukaryota; Metazoa; Chordata; Actinopteri; Acipenseriformes; Polyodontidae. The record is from RefSeq and is a predicted model, not a curated record. The transcript has 40 exons. The coding region runs from base 455 to 8563 and encodes 2702 amino acids. Gene Ontology annotation, molecular function: protein binding; ATP binding; ATP-dependent chromatin remodeler activity.
UUAACGUUAGGGUGUUCUUUCUGACUGCCUGUGCUAAACUUCACCAAAUAAUAGCUGUUUGUAUUUUGGCUGCUGCAGUAGCCAUCUUAGCAGCGACCGGGACUCCAGAUCAGUGCAGUGGCACAUUCCUUGACGCGCAGGACGCUGGUGCAGGGGAUGUUGCUAAAGGCUUUGCGUUUGUGGUAUAUUGGAAGAUGUACACAUUCGAAUGUGGAAGGGCUACUUUUUUGUUACAAAGCACAGGAGGUGGUCCAGACAGGCAAGGAUGCACUUCCAGUUCCCGUGCAGAACAGACAAGCGUAUCUACCUGCCAUGCCUGUUUCAGGGAUGCCAAGAAGACUCCUAUUGCAUUGCAGUUUCAUCCAGUCUAGGUUUUAUAACAAGCUUGAUUAGACACAGUGUACAGGUAACAAGCUAAGAUGUGAAGAUUUGCCAGAAAAAAAAGAGAGAAAUCAUGAAAGUUCAGAAGAAAGGAAAGCAGAUGGCCUCGUCCAAGGUAUUAAAGCACACUCCAGCAGCAGCAGCCGUCUCCACUGCUGGGGACCAAAACGCACAAUCCCCCUUCCCCUGCAGCCAGACCAGCCUGCAAGAGCAGCCCAGGGCCUCAGGACCGUCCAAUCACUGCAUGGUGCAUGCCAAGCCGGGCCUGGGUCAGGACCCCGCUCCUUCCGUGAACGGCAUCGAGGACGACGGCGGAGGCAGCAGGGUGAAGAAGAAACGAAAGAAAAAAGAGGAGAAGGAGCCGGGCGGGGGGGCAGCGGCGAAGGGGACGAGCCAGAAAGAACCCAAACCAAAGAAAAAGAGGGAGCUCAAAGAAGAAGGGAAGGAACAGAAAAAAGACAAGCAGCCCAAGGAGGCGAAAAAGGGCAAGGAGCUGAAGCAGCAGAAAGAACCCAAGAAGACGAGGAAACCGCGGGAGACGAAGGGUCCCAAGGAGAAGAGAACUGCCGCUGCCACGAGCCCCAAGAGCAGGGGCCGGAAACCCAGCAAAGAUCAGGGCCAAACUCCUGUGGAGAAGAAGAAGAAGGGGAAGAGGAAAAGUGAGACCCCUGCGGACUCCUUGGAUUCUGACGAGAACGUUUCUCUGACUCUCCAAAUCCCCAGUGCAGAGGAGACCACUGAUUCCACAGACGGGCAGAAGCGCCGCUCAGGCCGGCAAGUGAAGCGGAGGAAAUAUAACGAGGAUCUGGAUUUCAAAGUGGUCGACGACGAUGGAGAAACGAUCGCUGUGCUGGGAACAGGGAGAGUGCCGGCGCUGCCUUCAUCCACACUGGCGUGGCAAUCCGAGGAGCCCCCGGAAGAUGAAGCCAACAUCAUUGAGAGGAUCCUGUCAGCUCGUUGGGUGAAUAACGAGACUUCUCCUGGUGAGCCGACCCUGCAGGCUGAAGAGUUCUAUGUCAAGUACAGGAAUUUCUCCUACCUGCACUGUAAGUGGGCCACGCUUGAAGAGCUGGAGAAGGACCCUAGGAUCAGUCAGAAAAUCAAGCGCUUCAGGAACAAACAGGCACAAAUGAAACACAUUUUCACCGAGCCUGACGAGGACCUGUUCAAUCCAGACUACAUUGAAGUGGACAGAGUGUUGGAAGUAGCCCACACAAAGGAUACAGAGACUGGGGAGGGAGUUACCCAUUAUUUGGUGAAGUGGUGCUCCCUAUCCUAUGAAGAGAGUACCUGGGAGUUACAGGAGGAUGUGGAUCCAGGAAAAAUCAAAGAGUUUGAGGACAUCCAGAAGAUCCCUGCCGUAAAGCACAUGGAGCGCCCGGCCGCAGACACAUGGCAGAAGCUGGAGCGCUCGCGGGACUACAGGAACGCCAACGAGCUACGCGAGUACCAGCUGGAGGGGAUGAACUGGCUGCUGUUCAACUGGUACAACAGAAAGAACUGUAUCCUGGCGGAUGAGAUGGGCUUGGGGAAGACCAUCCAGUCCAUCACGUUCCUCUACGAAAUAUUCCUGCUGGGGAUCCGAGGGCCGUUCCUCAUCAUCGCGCCCCUGUCCACCAUCACCAACUGGGAGCGUGAGUUUCGCACCUGGACUGAGAUGAAUGCCAUCGUGUACCACGGCAGCCAGAUCAGCAGGCAGAUGAUCCAGCAGUAUGAGAUGCUGUAUAAGGAUGAGCAGGCUAACCCCAUCCCGGGUUUGUUCAAGUUCCACGGGGUCAUCACCACCUUCGAGAUGAUCCUGGCUGACUGCCCAGAGCUCAAGAAGAUCCACUGGCGUUGCGUGGUGAUCGACGAGGCUCACCGCCUCAAGAACAGGAACUGCAAGCUGCUGGAAGGGCUGAAACUCAUGAACCUGGAACAUAAAGUGCUGCUGACUGGCACCCCGCUACAGAACUCUGUGGAGGAGCUCUUCAGUCUCUUAAACUUCCUGGAGCCCAUGCAGUUUCCCUCGGAAAACACCUUCCUGGAGGAAUUUGGAGAUCUUAAAACGGAGGAACAGGUGAAGAAGCUGCAGGCGCUCCUGAAGCCCAUGAUGCUGCGCAGGCUGAAGGACGAUGUGGAGAAGAACCUGGCCCCGAAGGAGGAGACCAUCAUCGAGGUGGAGCUCACCAACAUCCAGAAGAAAUACUACCGAGCCAUCCUGGAGAAGAACUUCACUUUCUUGGCCAAGGGGGCCAACCAGCACAACAUGCCCAACCUUAUCAACACCAUGAUGGAGCUGCGCAAGUGCUGUAACCACCCCUACCUGAUAACCGGCGCGGAGGAGAAGAUCCUGGAGGAUUUCCGGAAGAACCACAGCCCCGAAGCCUGGGACUUCCAGCUGCAGGCCAUGAUCCAGGCUGCGGGGAAGCUGGUACUCAUCAACAAGCUGCUGCCCAAGCUGAUCGCCGGCGGACACAAGGUGCUCAUCUUCUCUCAGAUGGUGCGCUGCCUGGACAUCCUGGAGGACUACCUCAUCCAGAGACGGUACACCUAUGAGCGCAUCGACGGGAGAGUUCGAGGGAACCUUCGCCAGGCCGCUAUCGAUCGGUUCUGCAAAGUGGAUUCGGACCGGUUUGUAUUUCUGCUGUGCACAAGAGCAGGGGGCCUCGGCAUCAACCUGACAGCUGCUGACACCUGCAUCAUCUUCGACUCAGACUGGAACCCACAGAACGACCUGCAGGCUCAGGCCCGCUGCCACAGAAUAGGCCAGAGCAAAGCGGUCAAGGUGUAUCGCCUGAUCACCAGGAACUCCUAUGAAAGGGAGAUGUUCGACAAAGCCAGCCUGAAGCUUGGGCUGGACAAAGCAGUGCUGCAGGACAUCAACAAAAAGGGAAGCACCAACGGGGUGCAGCAGCUGUCCAAGAUGGAGGUGGAGGACCUCCUGCGCAAGGGGGCAUACGGAGCCCUAAUGGACGAGGAGGACGAGGGCUCCAAGUUCUGCGAGGAAGACAUUGACCAGAUCCUGCAGCGCCGAACGCGGACCAUCACCAUCCAGACCGAGGGAAAGGGAUCCACCUUCGCCAAGGCAAGCUUUGUAUCUUCAGGAAACAGAACUGACAUUUCUUUAGACGACCCGAACUUUUGGCAGAAGUGGGCGAAAAUAGCAGAGCUGGAACUCGAUUCCAAAGAUGAAAAGGUGAGCUUGGUGAUCGACACCCCGCGCGUGCGAAAGCAGACCCGACACUACAACUCCUUCGAGGACGACGAGCUGAUGGAGUUCUCCGAGCUGGAGAGCGACUCCGAGGACCGGCCGUCCCGAACCCGCCGCCUGAACGAGAGGAACCGCCGCUACAUGCGGGCCGAGUGCUUCCGGGUCGAGAAGAACCUGCUCAUAUUCGGCUGGGGCCGCUGGAAGGACAUCCUGACCCACGGCAGGUUCAAGUGGCACUUGGUGGAGAAGGACAUGGAGCUGAUCUGCCGAGCGCUGCUGGUCUACUGCGUCAAACACUACAAAGGAGAUGAGAAGAUCAAGAGCUUCAUCUGGGACCUCAUCACCCCCACCAAGGACGGGCACAGCCAGGACCUGCAGAACCACUCCGGCUUGUCUGCGCCGGUUCCCAGGGGGAGGAAGGGGAAGAAGCUGAAGAAUCCCUUGUCCCUGCCGGAGACAAAGAGCGCAGACUGGCUGCUCAGCUGCAACCCAGAGAUCCUGCUUCACGACGACAGCUACAAGAAGCACCUCAAGCAGCACUGUAACAGGGUUCUGCUCCGAGUGAGGAUGCUGUACUACCUGAAGGCGGAAGUGCUGGGAGAGGCGGCUGUCAAAUCUUUAGAAGGCAUUCCCAGUCGCGACCUGGAUGUGCUGCUCCCUGAUAUUGACUACCUGGAGAUUCCAGCGGAGUGGUGGGACGGGGACGCUGAUAAAUCUCUGCUUAUAGGCGUCCACAAGCAUGGGUAUGAAAGAUACCAUGCCAUGCGGACAGACCCCAAGCUGUGCUUCCUGGAGAGGGUGGGGAUGCCUGAUGAAGUGGAGCAGGGGGUUGCAGACGUGCUCAGUGAGAGGAGCGACACGAGUAAAGAAGAUGACUUGGUCAACAAGGAGGCUGUGGAGUGCGAUAAAGACUUGGCUGAGGAGGAAGCUGUCGUCUGUAACGAAGCCGAAGACAAAGUAGAAAAUGUCACUGCGGCCCCGGACUGCUCCGAUCAAGACAGACCCGUGUGGCCGGUUCCUUCCUCCUUGACCGCGAGACUGCGCCGGCUGAUCACUGCGUACCAGCGUUUCAACCGGAAGGAGCUGAUUCGGAGUGAGUUCCUGGUGCCAGACGGCCACGGCACCUGGCAUCUUUCCGAGGAAAUGAGGAGGAGAGUCGUGGAGCCGGACCCCCUGUUCCUGGAGCUGCAGAACAGGUGGACCAGAAGGGAACAGGCAGAUUUCUACCGGACGGUCUCUUCCUUUGGAGUGGUUUUCGACCCGGAAAAGAAGUGCUUUGACUGGACGCAGUUCAGGAUGUUCGCUCGGUUAGAGAGAAAGACAGACCAGAGCCUGGAGAGGUAUUUCCACAGCUUCGUGGCCAUGUGUCGCUGCUCCUGCCGACUGCCUCCCAGGAAAGACGAAGGGCCGCUGGACCAGCCCGUGUACGUGGAGCCGAUCACGGAGGAGCGAGCGGCGCGGACGCUGUACCGGAUGGAGCUGCUGCGGAAGGUGCGCGAGCAAGUCCUCCGGCACCCCGAGCUGGCGUCGCGGCUCCAGCUGUGCCAACCCAGUCUCUACCUCCCCGUGUGGUGGGAGUGUGGCAAACACGACCGGGACCUCCUGAUCGGGGCCGCCAAGCACGGGCUGAGCCGCACGGACUACUACAUCCUCAACGACCCCCAGCUCUACUUCCUGGAGGCGCACAGGAACUACGUGCAGAAGGAGAAGCAGCGCCACCCCGGCCACGCCCUGGCGCGUUGCUGCCUCUACGAUGCCAAUGUCAGCCAGUGCGCCUCCCCGUUCCCUUACCCAGGGACCCACCAUGCCAUGGAGGCUGCAGGGAGCAUCAUGGACCCCUGUGUUGGGGAGGUGGGGCCGGGCAGUAAGGAUGUGUUCAUGGAGGACUCGAUGAGUCUGGCUUCUCUUCACCACGAUGAGACCUUGGGGGCAGGUAACGCACUACACGGAAAAGCUUUGAAAGACUCGUCCAACGCUUUCCCUUUUAACACGGACACUGGGGGGCAGAGCAUGCUGAAUACGUACAGCGUGCAAGCCGACGCGCAGGCUGUCGCAGGCAAGCUGCACGUAGAUUCUUUAGGGAAUGAGCAGAACCACUGCGAGGCCGAUCUGAUGGCACCGUCGGGCAGCCUGGAUGAGAUGCAGACACAGUGGGACAGCACGGAGCAUUCCAACGCAGCGGAUAUAUUUAACGAAUCAGGAGCGAUCCUCGGGGCGCAGACCCUGGAGUCAGAGUUCCUAGAUUCAGCCCAGCCAGCCGAGGAAAGAGCAGAAAGCUCCCUACCAGACUGCAUGACCAUGCCGAGCUUGAACUCCCAAGGCAAUAGUAUGGAGCUUUUACCAUCCAGCUUCAUGCUGUUUAAGGAAAUAACUGGUCCAGUUAAUGUUCAAGACGAGCCUGAAGUUCCAGGCAUAUGCGUUGAUCCCUGUGCAACCGACUAUGUACCUUCUGUCACUGUGACGGACCUCAAAAUGAACCACGACUGUGAGGACCAUGUACAGGAGAACAUCAGCGAACCUGUGGAAAAGCUGAGCGAUUCUGACGUCACCCAGAGCGCGCCAAGCCUGUGCGAUGGCAGUGAGAGUGUAAACCUGGAGUUCGACAAGGACUAUCUCUCGCAUGAUGACCAGAGUAACGUAGAAGAGCCCGAGGAGGGACAGAGGGAGGCUGGACAAGGCUGUGUCUGUGACGUUGGAGAUGAAAAUACCCUCAGCAGUCAAACCUACGAAGGAGCAGACCAGGCGUCUCCCGCGUUCUCGGUUCUGGAGGCUCCCCCUGCAUCGUCGGGAUCGGAGUCGGUUGGGGAGUUGAGAGCGGGGGAGUACAGCGAAGACCAGCACUUCACAGACAAUAAGCCCAUAAAAUCAGAGGCUGGAGCUGGUCUGAUAGCACCCAGACAAGAAGAGAUGGGGCUGUUUGCCCUGAAUGAUGAAAAACCCCAACCCACAGCUGUUCCUGUGGAGAGCUGUGAAGAUGAUGCCUCUGCCCACGCUGCUUGCUUUGAGAUCCAGGAGGGGCUUCUCCAGGACAUCCGGGAGCCCACCAUCGCUCAGCUGCUGCAGGAGAAAGCGCUUUACUCCUUCUCUGAGUGGCCAAAGGAUCGGGUGAUCAUCAACCGGAUCGAUAACAUCUGCCACGCCAUCCUGAAGGGGAAAUGGCCAUCUUCUAGUCAGCAGUUUGACUCUCCGAGCUCUGUGUCUGCCCAGAGCUGUGCGAACAGCAUCGCUCACAGAAACAAUGUCCUGUCCGCGCGGGUCCCUGCGACCCAGAGCCUGAGCUUCAGCAUUGGGGCUGGCGUCCCUCAACUCGCCAAGGAUGGGUUGGUGGGCAUGUCAUUCAUGCGGGACCCCAGGAGAAGCCGGCGGGGGUUUGAGUUUGAAUCGGAGGCAACCUCCAAGCAGGGCAGGAUGGAGAAGAUCCCGGUGGUUCUGAAUGGCUGGCAGGAGGCUGCCAUGGACCUCUCGAAGGCGGGGGACCUGUCUGCGGGCAGCUCCCCCAAGCUGGCCUCCGCUGGCCCCCGGCAGAGCUCACUGGGACUGGACAUGGCCGGGAUCCUGCAGGCCGGCCUCAUUCACCCCGUCACCGGGCAGAUCGUCAACGGUAACUUGCGCAGGGAUGACGCCGUCUUGAGGAGGAGGCGGGGCCGCAGGAAGAACGUGGAAGGGGUGGACCUGCGAUUCGCCAAAAACAGAAGCCUUCAGAGUCAGGAGCAGAAUGGUCAGGAGGGUCCAGGCCUGCCUUGCUCUGGGCCCGUGCCGUCUGACAGGCGAAACCCUGCCACACAAACUCAAGAAACACAGAGUGUGGUGAUGGAAAGGGAGGUCGCCAACAAGAGCCUGCUGGAGUGGCUCAGGCAAAAUCCCAACUACACAAUGGAGAUGCCCGCCUUCUCCCAUAACGUUGGGAUCUUGCACGGCUUUGCGGAGCGACCCAAGCAGAGGAGGCAUCGCUGCAAAGACCCCAGCAAGCUGGACGUGAACUCGCUGACCGGAGAGGAGAGGGUCCCUGUGGUGCACAAGGGCACAGGGAGGAGGCUGGGAGGCGCAAUGGCUCCAGCUAUUAAGGAGUUGUCCCGGUGGCUGGAUGCCAAUGCAGAGUAUGCUGUGACAUCAGAUUGGGCUGAGAUCGUCAAACACUCCGGGUUUCUUCCGGAAGACAAGUUCAGCCGCAUCCUCACUGAGCCAGUCUUCAGAGACCCGGGCCCCAGGAGAAGAGGCAGGCGUCCCCGGAGCGAGGUGGUCAAGGCAGCUGGAGCCAUCCCAGACUCCCCUUCUGCGAUGGGGUCCUUGUUCAUGAACGGACUGAUCAGCGGCAUGGACUUGGUGAGCCUCCAGAACCUGAGGAACAUGCAGGGGUUCCCCUUGACUGGACUUGUGGGCUUCCCUCAUGGGUUUGCCACAGCGCUCCCUGCUGGGGAGGAGGGCAAGGGCGGGCUGAACAUGUUGCCCAUGAUGCUGCAUGGCAUGGCCGCUGUCCAGCCACACAUGUUCAGCGUCAGCGGACUCCUGAAGCCGGCAGCCACUGCAGCGAUCAGCAGCACCACCGUCACCAGCAGCAGCACAUCGCCCUCUUCCUGCGGGGCGGAGAAGGACCCUGCGGACGCACCCAAAAGAGAGGAGUCAGAGGAGAAGCAGAGUGCCACCAGCACCAGCAGCCACCCUGAGCCCACAGUAACUGCGAGCGGACCGCUAGCUUUCAAUCCUUUCCUGAUCCCGGGCAUGUCUCAUGGGCUGCUGUACCCGCACAUGUUCCUCCCACAUGGCGUCAGCAUGGCGCUGCCCGGCGUGCAGCAGGCCAGCUCCUCGGGUGAGAGCCCCAAGAGCAAGAAGAGGAAAGUGAAGGAGGACGAAGCUGGGUGCAAAGCCACCUCUCAGACUGAAUCCCCUCCAGAGACCCAGAACCAAACCAGCACAGAACAGGAGCCGCCCCCGCUGCCCGCAGGGGACUGUGCAGAGCAAACAGCUGAGGAGGGGGAGGGGUUACUAUAGGCCAGCCUUCGUACUGUACAACAGAGUUACCAGUGUGUGGUGUGUAGGUCAGAAAUCUAAAUGUAAAGUCUUUUAUUAUACACUUAUUAUUAAUGUUUAUAGAUCUUCUCCACUGUACUUUGUGAUGAUUCUAGCCCCCGUCUCAAGCUCAUUUGAAACAAACACUGGAGCGGCUCUAAGGGUUUGAAGCAUGCAGAGUCCUGCCCCUGCCCUCAAGCCUGGCUUGUGUCCAGUGAUCAGACUGGUGGUCUUUUGUGAAGCUGCUGCUUAUGCACACAGCACCGUGGGGGUUGGAUUUCAGCUCAGUGCUUCACAGCACUCUCAAAGCAGGUGGACCAGUAUACUGUGCUGCAGCAGGGUCCCUCGGUGUACUGCAGGGUCCCUCAGUAUACUGUGCUGCAGCAGGGUCCCUCAGUAUACUGUGCUGCAGCAGGGUCCCUCGGUGUACUGCAGGGUCCCUCAGUAUACUGUGCUGCAGCAGGGUCCCUCGGUGUACUGCAGGGUCCCUCGGUGUACUGCAGGGUCCCUCAGUAUACUGUGCUGCAGCGGGGUCCCUCAGUAAGCUGUGCAGGUUGCUGGAUUGUAUCACACGCUUGGGGUCCUGGUCCAGCGAUGUAUCCUUAUAUUUUAUUCUCAGUGCUGGUUGUUUCGUUUCUGUAUGUUGCAAGGUUUUCUUGCUGGUGUUAACAGGGUUCUCAAAUUCUUCCCACACUUAUAUCUUUCCAGGUCAGUAUGCAAAAACAAAACCAACCCCAAAUUUCCCCCACACAGGGUCCCGCAGGAAAGAGAAAUAUCGCUGCUUAAAAAAAACAAAAAAAAACAAAAGGAAAUUCUAGAGGCCUUCAGAAGUUGUCGCUGGGGAUAGCUUCAAAGAGCCAAGGUUAAAUACUAAUAUAUAUAUACACAUACACAUACACACACACACACACACACACACAAACAAAUCUAUUUUGCUGUGUCACUUUUAAACAAUCCUUUUAAGUUGCAGUUGUAAUGUUUGCAGAAUGUGUGCUUUUAAAAGUCCCUGCAGACGCACAUGUGCUUGUCCUGGAUGUACAUGCUAGUGUGCUGUGUCAGUACAGAAGCACAUGGGUGGAUCGGCGUGCAGAAGGAAUGUUUUUCAAAGACGUUCAUAGCGUGCUUCUGUGCGAGUUCUAGAAGAAAUCACUAGGGUACAAGACACAGAGUGCCUGUAAAGGUUGCGGUCUUUCUGUAUAAUUUACCCUAUUUUAGUACUGUAGGUUAGA